UCUCUGAAAAAUGGACAAAAAAGAUAUGUUCAGACAAGAAUUAGUAGAUGUUCAUGGAGUCCCUCUCUUCUGGACCAUCGCAGAAGCAUGGUCUGAGGUAGAAGGAUUCGAGGCCAGACCAGAUGACCUUCUCAUCUCCACCUAUCCCAAAUCUGGUACCACCUGGGUCAGCGAAAUGUUGGAUCUCAUCUAUAACAAUGGGGAUGUAGAGAAAUGCAAACGAGAUGCUAUAUUCAAUCGAGUCCCUUUCAUGGAACUGAUAAUACCGGGAUUUGUAAAUGGCAUAAAGCAAUUGGAAGAAUUGAAGUCCCCACGCCUGGUGAAAACCCACCUGCCGGUGGAACUGCUUCCCUCUUCUUUGUGGAAGAAUGACUGUAAGAUGAUCUAUGUGGCGCGAAAUGCUAAGGAUGUAGCUGUCUCUUACUAUUAUUUCUACCAGAUGGCAAAGAUGCACCCAGAUCCUGGUACCUGGGAGGAGUUUCUGGAGACUUUCAUGACCGGAAAGGCGUGUUUUGGUUCCUGGUAUGACCAUGUGAAGGGCUGGUGGGAGAAGAAGAAGGACUACCGUAUCCUCUACCUCUUCUAUGAAGAUAUGAAGGAGGACCCAAAACGUGAACUACUGAAAGUGCUGAAGUUCCUGGAAAAGGAUUUGCCAGAAGAAAUUGUGAAUAAAAUCCUCUAUCACACUUCCUUCAAUAUUAUGAAACAGAACCCAGCAACCAAUUACACCACGGCACCAGAAAAAGAAAUGGACCACAGCGUAUCUCCCUUUAUGAGAAAGGGGAUUUCAGGUGACUGGAAGAAUCAGUUCACAGUGGCCCAGUAUGAGACAUUCGAAAAACAUUAUAACCAGCAAAUGGAAGGGACCACACUGAAGUUUCGAGCAGAGAUCUGA
Molecule: messenger RNA, 895 nt
Organism: Trichosurus vulpecula (common brushtail)
Lineage: Eukaryota; Metazoa; Chordata; Mammalia; Diprotodontia; Phalangeridae
Gene: SULT1E1
Product: sulfotransferase family 1E member 1
Exons: 7
Coding region: 11-895 (294 amino acids)
Biological process (GO): sulfation
Cellular component (GO): cytoplasm
Molecular function (GO): sulfotransferase activity
Source: RefSeq, a predicted model, not a curated record